Molecule: messenger RNA, 1615 nt
Organism: Neurospora tetraspora
Lineage: Eukaryota; Fungi; Ascomycota; Sordariomycetes; Sordariales; Sordariaceae
Exons: 4
Coding region: 388-1446 (352 amino acids)
Molecular function (GO): nucleic acid binding
Source: RefSeq, a predicted model, not a curated record
CACCUGCUUGUUCGAAAAGUGGGAACCAUGGGAGAAGGGUAUAAAAUCUCCUCCAGGACCAGCGAUUCUUCUUCCUUUUCUACUGCUUCAACACCACAAACUUUGGGACAUCAAGUUGCCUGCGAGCUGACAACUUGAUUCUCAACGAGCUGUCUUGCAACUAUCUACAAAGUGGUGACAGACAGAUCAACCAUAUCUAUCUUCACCUUCUCGAUUCACUUCGUCGAUCAACGAUCAUCAAUUAUCACUCGUACAACUACCUCGAGGAUCAAGUUACGGAACAGAUCAAGUUUUCCUUUGCCUGAGAUCCUUUGAAAUAAGGUCUCAAGCUUCACCAGCAGACAUACUUCACACACAGUCAACCCCACUAUAUACUUGUUUUUCGCCAUGGGUUCCCAGAACGGCUCCUCCCAGGCUGGCGGUUCCCAAGCCGGCGGUUCUCAGGCUGGCGGUUCUCAGUUUGUGGAUUCUCAGGCUGGCGGCUCUCAAGCUGGCUCCUCCUCCGGCGCGGGCGCACCAGCCCGCAGGCAGUUCCGUCCUAUGGACGCCAUCGUCGUCAACCGGGCGGCUCUGACAGAGGAGGAGAAGGAGGCUCGGAAAGCCCGCGGCUUUUCGGAAAACUAUAUGGGUGACUACAACAACGAGAACAACAAGUCGGCAGACAUCCCCGACGACCAAAAUUGCUCGCUGUACAUAACCGGGCUUCCCUUGGACAUCACCGUCCGGGAUAUCUUUGACGAUAUCCGCAAUAUCGGCAAAGUUUAUUCGCUGCAUAUCUCUCCCAGUAGGGACAGCCAUUCCAGGCGUGCGGCAGCAAUCGUGUUCUUCACCAGAGCAGCGGCAGAGCGGUUCUUCAACCGGUUUGCCACCAGAGACAACCCGGCCGUCCGCUGGGGCGGUGCCGUCCCCAACCCGGGUCAGAUCCUCGGUCGUCUUCCAGUCAACGUCGUCUGGAACCAAGUUAAAGUGGCUCCCUUUAGCGACAGGGACCACGUCACUAGGGUCAUCCAAGUCGAGGGACCCUCGGACAUCGUCAACGAGGAGUUCCUCCUCGCAUACUUCCGAACCAAAUGCAGGUUCGACAUGGAGAGGGUCUCCGUCCUUUGGGAAGGUUUCUCAGACGUACCUGUGAACGGGGGACAACCUCCCGCUGCUCCCGCUGCUCCCGUUCCCGCCGCGGCGCCCGCUCCUGCCCCGGCGAGGCGCCAGGGUCGAGCCCUGGCAUCGAUGAACUGGCGAGAGAGGUCGAAGCCAGUCACUGCUGAACCUGAGCCAGAGGCCCAGGGAAGUGCCGCUGUUCCCACCACUCGUCGGCACAUCAGAAUCAUGGAGUUCCGGUUCGGAACGGUGAAGGGCCAGGCCCUGGCUUGCAGGAUGGCCUUGGACUGGGAGUUCAAGGAGAGGGGUGUUCUUUGCCGCUAUGGCAGUGACCCUUGCGGUCCUUGAAGCAUGGUCGGUGGAGAGAAGGACUCAUUGGUUUCAACAUAAUGAUAAUCAUAAUGCUGGGUGCUCGAGGUUUUAAAGAAUCGGAGUUCAUGGGUCCAUGAAGGGGAGAGACUUUGCACGGGGAGAUUCAUGGCGCAAUGGAAAUUGAAAAUGGAGUUAUGGCGUCGAG